Molecule: messenger RNA, 3164 nt
Organism: Fragaria vesca subsp. vesca
Lineage: Eukaryota; Viridiplantae; Streptophyta; Magnoliopsida; Rosales; Rosaceae
Product: G2/mitotic-specific cyclin-1-like
Exons: 7
Coding region: 2-1087 (361 amino acids)
Biological process (GO): regulation of cyclin-dependent protein serine/threonine kinase activity; mitotic cell cycle phase transition
Cellular component (GO): cytoplasm; nucleus; cyclin-dependent protein kinase holoenzyme complex
Molecular function (GO): cyclin-dependent protein serine/threonine kinase regulator activity
Source: RefSeq, a predicted model, not a curated record
AAUGAUCCAGCAAUGCCCAAAGGAAUCUGAGGAUGUGACUGUGACUACAUUGGUUCCAAAUGCUAGUGGUGUUAGGGAGUAUGAUCAGGGAACUAAGAAACCGAGCUCAUCUACUGUCAAUCCUAAUGGUUUUGUGGACUGUGAGAUCAUAGAUGUGGAGGAUAGUGAGGAUGAAGAUUCUGAUGCUGUGCCAAUGUAUGUGAAGCACACAGAAGCAAUGCUAGAUGAGAUUGAUAGGAUGGAGGAGGAUGAGGAAUCGGAAGAUCCUAUUAUGGAUAUCGACACCAGCUGCAUGAAGGAUGUACUCAGUGUUGUGAAGUAUAUAGAUGACAUCUAUGCACACUACAGGAAAACUGAGAAUCAAAGCUGUGUCUCUCCAAGUUACAUGGCUCAGCAACCUGACAUCAAUGAGAAGAUGAGGGCUAUUCUUAUUGACUGGCUCAUUGAGGUCCACUACAAGUUUGAGCUUAUGGAUGAGACGUUAUUCCUCACCAUCAAUCUUAUAGACAGAUUCUUAGAGCGCCAAGUGGUGGUCAGAAAGAAGCUUCAGCUGGUUGGAGUGACAGCCAUGUUACUAGCCUGCAAGUAUGAGGAGGUUUCUGUCCCAAUCGUGGAGGAUUUUGUUCUGAUAUCAGAUAAGGCAUAUACAAGGGAAGAUGUCCUUGGCAUGGAGAAGUCAAUGGUUAACAAGUUACAAUUCAACUUUUCUGUUCCUACCCCAUAUGUGUUCAUGAGGAGAUUCCUGAAGGCUGCUCAGUCUGACAGAAAGCUUGAGCUUCUGUCCUUCUUCCUCAUUGAGCUAUGCUUAGUGGAGUACGAAAUGCUAAAGUUUCCACCAUCUCUGCUAGCUGCUGCAGCGAUUUACACUGCUCAGUGUAGUCUUUCAAAGUUCAAGCAGUGGAGCAAAACCUGCGAGUGGUAUACCAAUUACUCAGAAGAUGAACUUCAAGAAUGCUCAAGGAUGAUGGUUACUUUCCAUCAGAAGGCUGAAACCGGUAGGCUAACAGGAGUGCAUAGGAAAUACAGUACUUGGAAGUUUGGCUAUGCUGCUAAAGCUGAACCAGCUGAGUUCCUCCUGAAUCCCUGACACUUCGCAGGGUGAUGAUCAAAUUUAAUGGGCGAAAAGGAUUACCAAUUUCAAGGUCUUUUCUUCAGUUUUCACUGAGCAACAGAAGUUGCCCUGGGGGGUCUUAGUGAAACCAAAUAUGGGGAUGAUGGGUUUCUUCUUUUGUUGCCAACACAAAACAUCUACAUGUAUUUUUCUGUCUUAGUCGUUUUCCAUUGACAACUUAAUGAUUUCUAAGUUUCAAAUGGUUGCUUUGAUGUGAAUAUAAAUAUGUUUGAUCUCUCCCACAUUAUUGCUACCUAUAGCGUAAUUUCCAGGGUUUUAAUCGAUUUUGUUAUUCCAGGGUUUUAAUCGAUUUUGUUUUGAAGAGAAGGGAACCGAAUGGAAGUAAUUGACCUAAUGAAAGAAAUUAUAGAAAAGCAAAUACAAACGGAACGGUUUGAUACAUUAUAUCACCUCAUCAAUUGAGGAUUACGGAAUUGGUAAAAUGUUUAUAGUGAUUACGCUUGUCAUGUUAAUGCUUCAAGUAUGCCAUUGGCAGUUUCAGCUGGCAUGUGUUUAUGGGGAAUAGAUUGAGAAAUGUAAUAGCAUCUGAAGGGACACUGGAAUGCAUUAGGCGGCAAAAUGAGGUUCAGUGCUUUCUCCUUUCCAAAAUAAUGAAAUAAUGUUUUUGAUCAAAGCAAGCAUCUCAGUUCGAUGACUUCGAUCAAAGUUUUAUAACAAGGUAUCUGUUUGUGAUGGGUUAUUGAUGGUCUUAUGAUUUGAUUGAGAAUGAAAGAGCUUAAAAGCAUUAUAGUAUGAAUCUGACGAUGCAAUAUGGAUGAUUUUGAUGCUUCUCUUGUCUACAAGAGAUUUCAUCAUUCGUUUUGGUUAGUUCUUCCGGCGCGGUUGAAGAGCAGGAAGGAGAUUAUCUCUAUGGAACAGGGGAUUCUCUGUAUCCUGCUUUUCCAGGCGUUAUUUGCAGUCGACAAAAUCAAUGAAGGAACAGAGAAGAAACAGAAAGAGAGAAUUCGGUAACAUUGUUUUGUAAGUGAGCAUAGCUCAAAGUGGGCUGUGUAAGAACACUUCGAGAAAAACUAAAAAACAAUCUUAGAAUAAGAGAAAAAAGAGCAUGCAUACGAAGUAAAAAAAGAAUAAUUAGAAUCAACUCAGAUCUACCCUCAUGACACUGUGGUGUGAGCAUAAUAUUGUUUUGGGUUUUCUUUUUGCCGUUCACGCAUUAUGAAAAUUUUCACAUUUUUACAAGAAAACUAAGACGGAUGUAAUUAACAUGUUUAAUGUCAGUAACUUUCGAAUCAAUUGACUGAGAAAGGAAUUCAUUAAAAAGGGCAAAGCCCAAAACAUUACACAAACCAACAAACUGCAAAGCCUAGAGAGAAGGAAGAGAACAAAACUGAUGCAUUCAUCUCAGAUGCUAAGAAAAGAUAAUGCAGAAGGACAUCAGUAACAAAAAUAUUGGAGGAAACCAAAGAUGGCUUCCAACUAAACUGCCACCGACGGUGGACAUGGCAAAUCGUCGUUCCGGAGUACAUUCGAGAGAGAUGAUGGUGACCGGUUGACCCAUUGGUUAAGACCCAUCAUCCUUUUUCCAAGUAAAGCUGCAACAUUUGCAACUCGAAUCAAUUGACUUUAAGUUAGAUUUAACAAUUACAUCGAAAAUGACACAUCAACUUGAGUCAAUAGUGUUUUGGGGGCGCCUCUCAGCGGGGAGAAAAGUAAAAGUUAACUUUAUGAGGUUGGACGAAGCAAGAUGUACAUACAAGCUUAACACACGAUAAAAACAGUAUACUCCGAUAAGUUCUUCUUAAUUGGGAGAGGGACAACUUCUCUCCUACGAGUAAUAAUAACAGACCUAAUAUGUUUAUGUAUUUUAGGCUCUCUAGUUUUUGCAUAAGAGCAUCUCCAACAGCUCAUGUAAAAUUAGUAUUAUCUCUAUUUUAGAGGAAAAAACACCUUUUUUUUAAUAUUUUUUAUACUUAAUAGCUCAUGUAAAACGGUUGAAUAUGAUAGUCACAUAUCUCUUUGGAGUUGCUAACUGUUCCUUCUAUAUCUUUUUUCAAAUAUCGUUAAAGGUGAUUUUUCUUUAUGCCAAAUUUUU